AUGGGUAAGCCAAAUGGUUUAAAAACAGCUAGAAAGCUUAGAAAUCACAGAAGAGUCCAAAGAUGGAACGAUAAACUCUACAAAAAGGCUCAUUUCGGUACUGCUCUUAAAGCCAAUCCAUUCGGUGGUGCCUCCCAUGCCUCUGGUAUCGUCGUAAGCAGACUUGGUAUCGAAGCCAAACAACCAAAUUCUGCCAUCCGUAAAUGUGUCAGAGUUCAAUUAAAAAAGAACGGUAAAAAGAUCACUGCUUUCGUUCCAAACGAUGGUUGUUUAAAUUACAUCCAAGAAAAUGACAAAGUUUUAGUUGCUGGUCUCGGUCGUUCAGGUCACUCUGUCGGUGAUAUUCCAGGCGUCCGUUUCAAGGUUGUCAAAGUUUCAUCCGUCUCCCUCAUUGCCAUCUACCGUGGUAUCAAAGAUAAACCAAACGUAUAA
Messenger RNA from Dictyostelium discoideum AX4, 432 nucleotides. It is a transcript of the gene rps23, whose product is annotated as 40S ribosomal protein S23. The transcript is spliced from 5 exons. Gene Ontology annotation, cellular component: ribosome; small ribosomal subunit. Gene Ontology annotation, biological process: translation. The record is from RefSeq and is a predicted model, not a curated record. Gene Ontology annotation, molecular function: structural constituent of ribosome. NCBI's taxonomy places the organism in Eukaryota, Evosea, Eumycetozoa, Dictyosteliales, Dictyosteliaceae. Bases 1 to 432 code for a protein of 143 amino acids.